GUGGGCGUGGUAGGGGCGGGGCGGACGCGCCGAUCGGGCUUUGGGGGCGGGGCCCCGGCCUUGAGGUCGCUUUCCGCCGCCGCGGCGUUCCACCCUUUAGGCGCCGGACCCCCAGCCGCCUGCUCCUACUCGCUGCUGUCGUCUGCUGUCUGCAGCAGUCUCUGCGCUCCACCAUAGCGAGGCCCUGGCGGCGCCGGAACCCGCAAUGUCGGGCCCCAAUGGGGACCUGGGCAUGCCGGUGGACCCGGAUGCGGAAGGCGAGGACGACAGCUUCGGGGAAGCAGAAUACGCUGCCAUCAACUCCAUGUUGGACCAAAUCAACUCCUGCCUGGACCACCUGGAGGAAAAGAACGACCACCUCCAUGCCCGCCUCCAGGAGCUGCUGGAGUCCAACCGGCAGACGCGCCUAGAGUUCCAGCAGCAGCUCAGCAAGGCCCCCAGUGAUGCUAGCUCCUAGGCUCCAGGAGACCCCAGUCAGGACCCCACCCUGCCUCCCUGGGCCAGACUGUUACCCAGGCACUUAACUUACCACUUGGCUUAGAUCCCUUUUCUAGGACCAGCCUCCAGGUCCCCCAUUGGGGCUGCCUGCCUGGGCCACCCUCUGGCACUCAAUGGGCCUGCCUAGGCCAGCCUCCACCUCUCAGCAUUUCUUCUGGAGCCAGAUGUGGGCCUGGAACUCACCCACGUUGUCUGUCUGCACACAGCUUGGACUCUUCCCAUUCUGCCCUCAGCUGGGCCUGAUGUGCCCAUAUUAAAUGGGUCUUCAACACCACUACUCCUCUCUUCUGUAUCCUGAAAACAGAACUCCUAUAGCUGCCAGAGGGGAACAUGACAGCCAAGCUGACUCAGGAGAUCCCAGACCUUGACUUUCUUGUAUUUCCUUUUUGUUAAUUUCAGCACCAUGUCAUGAACCCAUGGCCUGAAUGCAUGCAUUAUAGGGGUGCUGAGCAGCCUCCCCAGGACCAGGCUUUUCAUUCUUUAUUUCAGAGAGACGAGAGGAAGAGACAUCAUGGGGAGAGAGACAGCACAGCACUACUCCACCAUCCAAGGAGCCCCUCUGUAGUGCUAGACUUGAGCCUAGGGCUUCACAAAUGGUAAGGGACUCUACCAGGGAACCUACUCCCUGGUCUCAACUUUCUUGUUUUUCUGGACAUAAAGCAUGCAGAUGAAGCAGGAUGUAUUCCCACUUGCUGUGCUCCUGGCCAGCAGGCCCUUUCCAGCCUCGUGGAAACAGCAUCAGACAUGCUGUGUGACCCCAUGCUAUGCACUCAGCCUCUCUGGACACUUGGGCCUUUCUCUGAGAUAACUACAACUUUGUGUGUCAUUCUCUGCUCUUCAAAAAACAGGGCUGGGCUGGUUCUCUGUCACCAAAGUUGUGUUUUUUUUUUUUUUUUUUAAGGAGAAAGGAGAGAGAAACCCAGAGCAUCACUCUGACAUAUGCACUCUGACAUAUGCUAGGUUUAGCACUCAAGACUUCAUGCCUGAGCAUCUAGCAUUUUAUCCACUGCACCACCUUCCAGGCCUGUAAGGCUCUUUUCAAAUAGGGAAGUUACCAAACUCAAGAACGAAGUCGGCUUGGGCCCCAUUCACUGAUGAUUGAUUAUUGGUUGUGAGAGGAGACGGAGUGGGGUCCCUGUUUGUGAACCAACUCAGACCAGAAGGCCUGAGCAGCAAGAGCCCCCACUCCUGGACAGAGGCCAGCACAGAGCCCAAACUCCUGCCCACUCACCAGAUGUAUGACCUUCAGCGAGUCACCUGACCUUGCUAGGCCCUAGUUUCAUAUCUGUAUGUUGGGGAUAAUAAGAUGUACUUCCUACCCAUUGUGACAAUGAAAUGAUAUGUGAAUAAGAUGUACCUCCACCCAGAUGUGAAGAUUCAGUGAGAUGUAAAUGAAGAUGCCAUCCCAGCCUGACCCAUUAGUAGGAAAGGAACUCUGAGGUGAAGCAUCUUUUUGAGCAGAGUUCCUGCUUCUCAGGAAGGUUGUCAUUACCCUUCUGAGACUGGCAUUGUCCCACAGACAGAAGGGCUUUGGGAUGGGGACUGCUACCAAACUACUUUAUUUUAUUGACUUUUGAGUAAAAAUAGCAGUAUGUCAAGGCUUC
Molecule: messenger RNA, 2102 nt
Organism: Erinaceus europaeus (western European hedgehog)
Lineage: Eukaryota; Metazoa; Chordata; Mammalia; Eulipotyphla; Erinaceidae
Gene: BBLN
Product: bublin coiled coil protein
Exons: 2
Coding region: 206-457 (83 amino acids)
Source: RefSeq, a predicted model, not a curated record